Messenger RNA from Microthlaspi erraticum, 1206 nucleotides. Lineage: Eukaryota; Viridiplantae; Streptophyta; Magnoliopsida; Brassicales; Brassicaceae. The record is from the annotation of a GenBank genome assembly.
AUGAUAAGAGGAGCAAGGAGGAUACUCAAAACACAAACCAAGGAGGACAUAGAAGAGGUUGAGAGGGUGAGGGAAGAAAGGAGAACCAAAAGAAGGAAUGAUCCUCUCAGCAGUGAGAGCGAAGCAGGAGAGUUUGAAAUUGGGGUGAACAUCCCACAUGAGGAGAAUGAUGACUCCCAAGUGAAGAAGAGGGUGAAGAGAUCAAUCAAGAGAUUGAGGAGAGUGAGCAUGAGGGCAAUGAGAAUGUGCCCAUGGAAGAGGAGGAGUCAAGUGAAGAAGAGGAUGAGCUCCCCAUAUGUGGAGUUGGUCCUCAAGAACAUGCACUUGGCCAAGCUCUUCUCCUACCACAUGGAAUCCUACAAGGAGCUCACUUGCGAGUUCCUAGCUUCAAUGAGGUACCACAUGUAUGAGGAAGAUAGAGCUGAUUUGGACCAAGGAUUGGGAUGGAUCACGUUCUUGGCUAAGGGAGAGAAGAGAAUGGUGACCUUUAGGCAGCUUGGAGAUCUUGUUUGGGUCAAGGCAGCUCAGAUCAGGAGCCCAGUCUUGAGAUAUGUGCACAAGGCACUUGCCAACACCUUCUUUGCAAGGAAGGCAACCGGGACAAUCAACGAGGGGGAACUCAAGUUUCUUGACAUGGGAAUCAAGCCCCUUCUCUCACGCACAAGCGAUGGCAAGAGGAUAAGGGGAGAUAGGUCUGACACAGGGAACUUGAUGCCUUUCCUUGACCACCUCCUCACCUACAAGAUCACGGCUUACAACACUAGGCACCAAAGAGGAAGAAAGCUUAGUAUUGGAGGGCUCAUCACACCUAUCUUGUGUGCUGCUGGAGUAAACCCAACUGAUAGGAGAGCUACUGAACCAGGUUGGAUGGACAUCAAGUUCUGCAAGACCAACCUCCUCAUUGAGCACAAGGAGUUAGAUGGGAGACCCCCUGUGUACACAUUAGUUGGGCAUGAGGAUGAUCUGCGAGAAGAGGAGCCUGAGCUCGAUCGAGCUGAGUCUCGAGCUGAGGGUCGAGCUGAGGAUCAGGUCCAGGGGAGCGCUGACUUGGGUGAGCCUGAGUGCUACUACUUUGAGGAGUAUGAGGCUCCAAGGAUGAACCCCUCUGUUGUGGCUGCCCACAAGAGGAUUGGACUUCUCCAAAAGGUUCAACAAUGGCAAGGGAAAGCCAUGAGAAGAUGCAAAAGUCCAUGGACAAGAUGGUGA